Molecule: messenger RNA, 374 nt
Organism: Acaulospora morrowiae
Lineage: Eukaryota; Fungi; Glomeromycota; Glomeromycetes; Diversisporales; Acaulosporaceae
Source: the annotation of a GenBank genome assembly
AUGUCGCUAAAAACAAUGAACGGCCUUCAGUCUGAAGGUCCCAACAAGAAAUACUCAAAGACAAAGAAAGUGAAGAGACAAACCACACUCAAGAAAUUUGGCCUAUAUUUGGUGAACCACCAAAUUGAAUUCCCUAUGAUAAUUCUGGCAAUCCUUGCCUUCGCAUAUUUGGUUAAAAUUCCCGGUUCAGAAAAAUUCUUUUUUUUACAUCGCAAAAUUCCAUUCACCGGAUUAUACACCAAGAGUAUCGAUGACGCGUAUUUUGUCGCAUUCUGGGUCGUUUUGUUUACCUUGUUACGCGCAAUCAUAAUGGAAUAUAUACUGACUCCUCUGGCCAAAAUCGGUGGGAUCAAGGACAUGAAUCAGAGGACGAG